Messenger RNA from Ostrinia furnacalis (Asian corn borer), 3754 nucleotides. Its product is annotated as TOX high mobility group box family member 3. Bases 340 to 2289 code for a protein of 649 amino acids. The transcript is spliced from 14 exons. NCBI's taxonomy places the organism in Eukaryota, Metazoa, Arthropoda, Insecta, Lepidoptera, Crambidae. Gene Ontology annotation, cellular component: nucleus. The record is from RefSeq and is a predicted model, not a curated record. Gene Ontology annotation, biological process: regulation of transcription by RNA polymerase II. Gene Ontology annotation, molecular function: chromatin DNA binding.
CCGCGCGGUCCGCACGUGCGUCUAGCGUGCCUUCACAUCGCCCCACAGUUUCCGAACGAACCUCAAAUUCCACAAAAGUGCAAAUACAAAACAUUCACUGAAACUCACUGUGAUCAAAGUUUGUGAACGACGACCAGGAUACGACGUUGCGUCACGUCGUACUGUGUAAUGACUCCAGUGCUCUAUCAAUUAAAGUUGUAAUUGUAUAAUUUUUCUUCCUCUAUAGAUUAAUUAGAUCUUACAUAGAACCGGAAGGUAUUAAAUUAAUGAAUGGAAUUAAUUAAAACCACUACGUUUCGUUAAAUGGAAUACAUAUAUGGCAGUUAACUGAAUACAUAAAUGCGACCUGAAAACCUCGAGUCGCCGCUGUCAGCACCACGCGACUCCAAGAAUAGCAUAUACGCUAUGAAUGAUCAGACUUUUCACACCCCAUCAUUUGGCGACGAAGAGUUCGAUAUUCCCCUCAUUCACGGACAGCAUGCGACUGGUGGCAGCGUGCAGAACUCAGCGCACAUUCAGUAUACGCAGCUUCACCAUACAGCCCCUCAGGUGGGUAUGAUGAAUCCGGCUCAAGACGGACUAGCACCGCCGGGCGGUGCACCUUCUUACCAGCAACCUCUUUAUUUACAAGAACCCCAUACACCUGUUACGUCGCACAGUGGGGCAGGUGCCCCUGCUGGUAACUACAUGAUCCAGCAGCAACCUGGUGGUCAGCAGCGGCUGCUGAUGAUGCAACCCAGCCAAGUGAUGAGUGGCCCACCCACACCCAGUACUCCCACUCAACCCUCAGCACCUGUAUAUGGAUCCCCACAACGAGCGUCACCACCAGGCACAACUAGUGAUGAUUCAGAUGACAGUGUGCCUUCACAUCAUUCCCAGUUGCCUGGUGAUGCGGAAAGCCUUCUGCCUAUCCAUUAUUGCUCAGCGAGCCGGCAGCAACAAACUACGCUUCAUCAGAUGGGUGUAAGCAGUAUGGGAGUAAAAAGGUCUUCUCCAGAACCCAUGGAUAAUGGAAUGAAUCGGGGACAAAUGCAGAAAAAACCUAAAGUUCAAAAGAAAAAGAAGAAGAGAGAUCCAAAUGAACCACAAAAACCAGUGUCAGCAUAUGCACUAUUUUUCCGGGACACACAAGCAGCAAUAAAAGGACAAAAUCCCAAUGCAAGUUUUGGAGAAGUUUCAAAAAUAGUUGCAUCCAUGUGGGAUGGUCUUGAUUCAGAACAUAAAAGUGUUUACAAACAGAAGACCGAAGUGGCCAAAAAGGAGUAUCUCAAAGCACUUGCUGCAUACAGAGCUAGCUUAGUUUCAAAGGGAGGUGAACAGGAGAACCAGACCAUGUAUAAUCACAACAAUAGUGCCAAUUCAAAUUAUGGUAAUUAUUACCAGGGGCAAACAUAUGGAAAUGGUCACUCACCUCAAGGAUUUGUGCCAAACAGUGUGCCUCAAGGCUAUUCGCCACAAAACUACCCUGGAGGCCAACCACAGCCCGCUUACCCUGGCCAAACUCCACAAGGAUACCCUGCUAAUCCCCAACAAUCACCUCAAAACUAUCAAGGCAAUAUGGCCCAUGCACCACAAAAUUACCAGGGUGUUCCGGGUCAAUCACCCCAGAGUUAUCAAGUAAACCCUGGCAACUCACCCCAAGGCUGUCAGCCCAGCCUUGCACAGUCUCCACGAAGUUAUCAGCCAGCGCAGUCGCCAUCUAACUACGCUGCAAAUUCAGGCCUAUCACCACCGGGUUACAGACAAGUACAAUCGCAGUCCCCACCCAUGGGGUCUGUUCACCCUGCCAUGCAGUACCAUCAUUCCCAACAGCAAAUGCAGCAAGCUCAUCAACAAAUGCAACAGGCACAUCAGGUACAACAGUAUCAGCAACAACAACAACAGCAGCAGCAACAACAACAACAACAGCAGCAGCAACAACAACAGCAGCAGCAGCAACAACAGCAGCAGCAGCAACAACAGCAGCAGCAACAACAACAGCAACAACAACAGCAACAGCAGCAGCAACCACAGCAACAACAAAUCCCUGGACAAGUGCCAAAACCUGAACAUUCUCCAAAUAGUAACGGCAGCUCUGGCAUGCCACAGCAGUCGCCUGAUCAAAAUGAAAACAGAAGUACACCCUCAUGUAUCCGACAAGGCUGUACAAACCCAGCCAUAGCCAAUAGUGAAUGGGAAGAUGAAUAUUGUUCCAAUGAAUGUGUAGUCAGCCACUGCAGAGAUGUCUUCAGCUCUUGGGUAGCUUCCAACAGCAGCAACCAGAUGCAAAAUUUUUCCGCAGUGAAGUAAACUAUCUGUACAUAUCAAGAGUAGUUACUAAUAGAUAAAUUACUCUUUCAAGUUUAUAUUGAGUCUAGAAGUACAUUGUGAAAUAUUAGUGUAAUUAUUUUCAUUUGUUACAGUACCUAAUAUCUUUUGUUUGAGUGUUUUAUGCCCUCAAUGGUUUAUAUGCCUCUAAAGUUAUAGAUCUGCUUAAGACGCGUAGUUAUGAAACGACGCACUAGACUAGAUUGAAAUUCUAGCAUAGUUUCAAACCUAAACUUUAGUUUGAAACAAGUCGAACAUUAUUAUCGAACAGGCCUUAUGUGGAUUAUAUGGGAGACAAUGAUUUCUUUUUUCAAAAACUUUCUUUGUUGAUUUCUAUACAUAUUUUGUAUUGUAUUUUUUGCAUGACGUGGAAGUAGUCUUUAUUUAUUUGCUAAAGCAUAUUAAGCAAAAAUGUAAAGGAAUAUGUACUAGGCCUACAUAAUGAUCAGGCUAAAGCAAAGCUAGUGUUAAAACUAAAAUGUAAUUCUCCUUAGUAAUUAUGUUUUUAUUAGCUGAAAAUACUAGAUAGUAAUUUCAACUCAUUUGUAAAUUAUUUUAACAAAAUAUAACUAAGGCUUGUGUGAAUAAAAUAUUUAUACACGAAUAGUGUUUCAAAAGCAUUUACAAGCUUUUAUUUCGUUUAAAUAUUAUGAACAAACAAACUCUACAUUAACCUCGUUAAUAAAGCAAUCCUUGCCUUAAAUAUGGUUAUGUAAUAUUUAAUUAUAGGUAUCUAGAUUUAAGCUCGAAUAAAGCACGAUGAUGCAUAUUAGCAAUGAAAAACUUGUAUUAAUAAUACCUUUCAGUAUUUAUUAUUGAUUCAAAAUCAUUGUUUAUAAACUAGCAUUUAUUACGUUGUAAUAUAAUCCAUUAAAUAUUAUAUAAUGGUUUAAGAUUAGUUGCUGUAAGAUUAUCUGUUUUAAUACUUGAUCAUGCGUGUAAGCAGGCAUUAGAAAAACCAUAAUCGAGUCCUCAAAUCGUGCUGUCGUCAAAGUGAAAAGGAAAAAAUACGACCAUAACAUAAUAAUACUUUAUGUUAAAAACUAGUUUUUUUGACUUGGACGGUUAGAUAAAUUGUUGAUUUCGAUAUACUAAAUCUUAAAAAUAUCAAAGUUCCAACUAUGUAGCAUAGGUACAUAAGUAUAAGAUAGCAACAUUUACUUUCCUACAGACCUGUGUUUAGUAUUAUAGGAUUUAGCUGGACCAAAAUUUUCUUUAUUCAAAGCAAAACUAUUUUAGAAUAUUUGAUAAACUCUAAGUUUUAUGUAUAGGUAUUAAAUAUAUUAUUACAAUUGUAAAUAAACACAUGCAAUAAUAGCAGUAGGUACCUAGCAGUAGAAAAUACGUGAGACAUAAUUUCAAACUUAUGUUAUUUAUUUCGUAAACCUGUUAGAUACAAUAUAGCAUCAAAAUAAUCUUUUAAAAUGUAAAAUAAAAAUGUAUAAAA